CCACCUGUAAGAAACCUGGUCUUAUGAUAACAUUCAACAGUUUCAAGACUUGUUGCUCAGUUCAACUUUAUUUUUGUGUAUAUUUUUCCAUCUUUGCAUGAUUGUUCAUCCGAAUGUUAAAAUUGGCAAUUGAACAAUGUUGGCUUCAACAUGGUUUACUACAAACCUAGUUGUACAUCUAUUCCUAUUGAUUCCAUUUAUUCAUGGGUUUUUAAAUUUUUACAUCGACAGACAAGAAGUUCAUCGUCUGAUAGGCCUUUCUUCUGAUAUUUAUUAUGUCAAAGAUGGCGUGGUCCAAGAAUAUCCACUUGGAUUUGAAAUGAACAUCCAGCCUCACAUCUGUGAUCUGAAUUUUACCUGGAAAAACUUAAUCAAAAAAAAGAUGCCUUAUUCAAUAACUUUUCAUUUUGAUAAUCUUCAUGUUCUUGGUAUGACUUACAUGAAUAUUUCUCGACAAGGUUUUGUUCCUACUGAAGCAGAAGUUUUCAGUAUUGGUUUUCCAUGUACAGGUAAAGAAGAUGCCGAAGUCCAUGUUGCCAUUAAUGUAAACAUCACUGUGAUGGAUUCCCAUGAAAAAGUAUUCCUAACAUUACGUAGGAAUCGCAUUUGUUCCGCCGGUCUAGCUCAUACUGUUUCAGAAGAUGCCUAUCACUUGUUAACCUCACCUUCUCGUCGCCAACUUCACUCGCUUUACAUGGCACUCUUCUUCUUGUUCCUAUUUGUCUUCAUAUUUGCCAUCAUUAUUUAUUGUUGCACUCGCAUUUGCCAUUGAACCAACCAGCCAAAUUUACCCUAAAAAGUUGUGGGAUCAUGAGGGUUUCCUUUUCUGAUUAGUGACCUGUUCCACAACUUGGCCACCAUCUCCAUCACCAUCAUCACUAUUUUACCUCCAAAUUAAUUCUGCAGCAAAUUGUUGCAGAACUUGUUAUCAAUAUAAGGUGCAUUAUUGUUGAACUUAACCUUAUAUCUUUUUUUAAAAAUCAAACAAAAAACCUACCUGAUUCAUACUUAUUAUACUCAAAAUUGUAAAUAGAAAUUUUGUAUCAUGAAAAGUCUUGAAAAGACACAAUUUUAAUAAAGUGUAAUUUGCUGAUUUUUUAUA
Tetranychus urticae (two-spotted spider mite) is the source of this 1102-nucleotide messenger RNA. RefSeq names its product inactive tyrosine-protein kinase Drl. Lineage: Eukaryota; Metazoa; Arthropoda; Arachnida; Trombidiformes; Tetranychidae. The record is from RefSeq and is a predicted model, not a curated record.